GAUUACAGACCGACCAUCCACCUUUCUUACUUUACCCAUCAAACAAAGAAAUAUCAACAAAGAGGCAAAGCAUCGGCCAUUGGAGGAGCUGCUCUCCUCUCUAAAUCCCUUCUCUAUGGUUGGCCCUUAAAACCCACUUUCACAAAUGGCUCCUUCUCUCAAUUUACUCUCCGCCUUCAACUCAACGAAGUUGCAAGUCACUUACAAAAACGUUUCGAGAUCCUCGUUUCCAAACGUCAGAAAAUCGACGUCCAUAUGUGGAACUUAUUACACGACUAGAGGAAUUGCAAAGGAGAGAAGACGAGGAUUGUCUCUCUCACUUGCAGCUACAGGCAGCAACCAGGUAGACACAAACACCAAUGAGAAGGGUUCUGAAAUUACUGGAAGAACUCUUUCUAAUGACGAUUCCUCAGCUUUGAGUCAACCGCCUUCAAAUGCUUCAGCAGAGAAUGGAAUCUCUCAACUCAAUGUCAACAAUGAGUCUUCUUCUCAACUAUCCGAGGCUUCCAAUGGACAAAUAUUGUCUUCAGAACAGAAUUCAGAUACAAGUUCAUCACCUGAUUCACAGUUCACAAAAAAAUCUUCGUUAACUGCAAGAGAAAGACUAAGGGCUGCUCGUGUUCUUAGCCGUUACAACGAAUCGAAAACCUCCAAGUCCGACAUGAGCAGCAAAGUAUUGGAAGCAAUACGAGAGAGUGAUCGUGGGAAAAAAAGGUCGAGGCUUCCAGAAGCACCUACUAAUUUGUUCGAUGAUAGCAAGCGAGGGAUGCCAAAACCAGGGUGGACGUUUCAGUUCCCAGGUGGUUCGGAUCUUUUCUUCAUUGUCUUUUCGUUCGUUUUCAUCAGUUCAGUGAUGUUUGCUACCACCUACGUUGUGUGGAAAGUUGGUGCAAUUCAUUUUAAUGAGUACUGAAGUGCACUGCAAGGAGGUUAGUUCAAUCUCUAAAAAAUCCCCUCUUGUUCUUCUAGAAAUAGUUCUUUGAUCCUCUCCUUAUAUGAUACACUUGGGAUGCUCAUCUUUUUCUAGAUGCCAUGCUCAUCUUGAAUGUACAAAAGCUUUUUGCUUAACAUUUUGAUUACUGUAAUUUUGAUUAAGUUCUUGAAUCUGUAGACACGUUUGAUUUCAUUUAGAAAAUUAUGUAAAAAGAAGUUACAUACUAA
Messenger RNA from Cucumis sativus (cucumber), 1161 nucleotides. RefSeq lists its product as hypothetical. Bases 146 to 913 code for a protein of 255 amino acids. Gene Ontology annotation, cellular component: chloroplast thylakoid membrane. NCBI's taxonomy places the organism in Eukaryota, Viridiplantae, Streptophyta, Magnoliopsida, Cucurbitales, Cucurbitaceae. The record is from RefSeq and is a predicted model, not a curated record. The transcript is spliced from 2 exons.